AUUUUUGUCAGUUGGAACCAAACUUCCCGUUUUCUAAACGCAUAUCGUAUGUACAUUAGCAUUCUAUAUAUUGAGCACAUGAUUCCUCACUUGCCUCGCAAUUGCCUUUACUUUUACAGAAUCGUUCCACUGGGUCCUACAAAUCUCACCACCGUUAACCACCUACACCGGCCACCGUCCCAAUCCUAAUUAAUGGCCGCAAAAGUCAUCUCCAGUGGAUUCCGGUAUACUACUCUACCGGAGAGCUACGUCCGUCCGGUUAACGACAGACCUAACCUAUCUCAAGUUUCCGAUUGCAACGACGUUCCUGUUAUUGACAUCGGUUGUGGUGAUAGACAACUCAUAAGCCAACAAAUUGGCGAUGCUUGUAGAAGAUACGGUUUUUUCCAGGUGAUUAAUCAUGGUGUGCCUGAUGAAAUAGUGGAGAAAAUGCAACAAGUAGGUAGGGAGUUUUUCCUGUUGCCUGUGGAAGAGAAGAUGAAGCUUUACUCAGAGGAUCCAUCCAAGACGAUGAGGCUAUCCACCAGCUUUAACGUCCAAAAAGAACAAAUUCAUAACUGGCGAGAUUAUCUCCGGCUUCACUGUUAUCCUCUGGAUCAAUACAGUCCUGAAUGGCCUUCGAAUCCUUCUUAUUUCAAAGAAUAUGUUGGUAAUUAUUGUACAGCAGUCCGAGAUUUAGGAAUGAGAAUAUUAGAAUCAAUAUCAGAAAGUUUAGGGUUACAAAAAGAAGAAAUAAAAACUAUAUUAGGCGAUCAAGGUCAACACAUGGCCAUCAACCAUUACCCAGUGUGCCCUGAGCCCGAGCUAACCUACGGGCUACCCGGGCAUACAGAUCCCAACGCCCUCACCAUCCUCCUACAAGACACAUUGGUCUCUGGUCUUCAGGUUCUCAAAGAUGGUAAAUGGUUAGCCGUUAAACCACACCCUAAUGCGUUUGUAAUUAACAUUGGUGAUCAGUUAGAGGCGGUGAGUAAUGGUGAAUAUAAAAGUGUAUGGCAUCGAGCUGUGGUUAACUCAGACAACCCGCGAAUGUCUAUAGCUUCGUUUUUGUGUCCUUGUAAUGACACGGUUAUAAGGGCUCCUAAAGAAAUAAUAAAGGAAGGAUCAAAACCUGUUUUCAAAGAAUUUACUUAUGCAGAAUACUAUGCGAAGUUUUGGACUAGAAACCUUGAUCAAGAACAUUGCUUAGAAUUCUUCAAGAACUAG
Lactuca saligna is the source of this 1206-nucleotide messenger RNA. Lineage: Eukaryota; Viridiplantae; Streptophyta; Magnoliopsida; Asterales; Asteraceae. The record is from the annotation of a GenBank genome assembly.